UGUUGCCUGUCCCGCUGAGUUACUCCAGCUUUUUGUUGUCUAAUAUCUUGGCAUCGUGCUGUCUGUCCAAGCGUACAACGGCUGAGUGUGUUCCAGACUACACUGUGGUCUGUGUUGUCCAAGGCUGACCCGCAAACAAUGGAAACAAAGAGCCAUUGAUUCCAUCGUUCCUGCCCCUGCCGGCUUCACCCGCGACACGACGUUCCUGCACCAGCCCCUUGUUCCUUGACUCCCACAACAUCUAGAAACCCAAGUGUGAAGUGGGGGGGGGGGGGGGGGCGAGGUGAGCUGGGGAUUAGCGGGAGUGUUCACCGCAGGGAACACGGUGUGGAAGUACACAAGCCAGGCCUCUCUCGCUCUCGCUCUCUCUCUGGGAGAGAGGGAGAGUGUAGAGGGAACGUUGAGGGAGUUUCGAGGAGCGCCGCGCUGCCGGAGAGAGAGCACACACACAUACCGUGGGACAGAGGGAGCAACGCACCACAGGAGUGGCGGGAACGCCGGCACUGUCAGAGAGGGAGCGCCAGACGAUCGGAGGGGGAGCGCCGUGAUGCCGGAGAGCGAGUGGCCACGGAGAAUCAUGCUGUUGGGAGAGGGAACGCCGCCAUUGAGAGCACGGCAGAACAUCGAAACUUCGGAAAAAGCAAAUUCCCUAAAUAACUGCACUCGACAAAGGCUUCGGAGGCGUCAGAGUUUCUUCUGCUGAGUCGAGAGAGGUUCGGGUUCCUGACAAUUCCCGACAACAGAUUAUUUUUUACUGUGAGCUAAAUCGAGCGCGUGAGGUGAAACAGCCGAACUGGAUUUGCAGAGGAGUCGUGCACGUUCUCUUGGGAGUUCCCCGAAUCCCGUCAUCUGUGUGUCUUGGACGUUGGACAGGAGGUGAUGUCUUCCUGCCCGCUGGCAAAGUCCCUGCAGAUCAUCCACGUGAGCAAGGAUGAUCACACCUUCUCGCUCAACGUCAAGGCGCUCGAGAGCAUCCUGCUGAGCCCGUCCGUCCGCGACCUCAACGUGAUGGUGCUGUCCGUGGCCGGAGCCUUUCGCAAAGGCAAAUCCUUCCUCCUGGACUUCCUCCUGCGCUACCUGUACAAGCAGAAAAUGGGCAACACGUCAAACUGGCUGGGCCGGGAUGACAAGCCUCUGACUGGCUUCUCCUGGAGGGGGGGCUCGGACCCCGACACCAACGGGAUACAGAUGUGGACCGAGGUCUUCGUCGUCCAGAAGCCCAGCGGUAACCGGGUUGCCGUGUUGCUGCUGGACACACAGGGGGCCUUUGACAGCCAAUCGACAGUGAAGGACUGCGCCACCAUAUUUGCCCUCAGCACCAUGACCAGCUCAGUCCAGGUCUACAAUAUAACCAACAACAUACAGGAAGAUGACCUGCAACAUCUACAGCUCUUCACCGAGUACGGGCGGCUGGCUAUGGAUGAAACCUCGAUCAAACCCUUCCAGACACUGCUGUUCCUGGUGAGGGACUGGAGCUUCCCCUAUGAGUUUCCUUACGGAUUGGAAGGAGGAAGUACCUUCCUGGAGAGGAGACUGCAGGUCAAGGCCCACCAACAUGAAGAGCUGCAGUUGGUACGGAAGCACAUCCGCUCCUGCUUCAGGAAGAUCCAGUGCUUUGUUAUGCCUCACCCAGGCCUGAAGGUGGCCACCAACCCCACCUUCGACGGCAAGCUGAAAGAUAUCGAAGAUGAUUUCAAGGUUCACCUCCAGGAGUUGGUGGGGCUGCUGCUCAAGCCAGAAAACCUGGUGGAGAAAGAAAUCGGUGGCUCGAAGGUCAGUUGCAAGAACCUGCUGGAGUAUUUCAAGGCAUACGUGAAGGUUUUCCAGGGGGAGGACUUGCCUCAUCCCAGGUCCAUACUGGAGGCCACGGCAGAAGCCAACAACCGCGCGGCGAUGUCAGCGGCAAAGGAUUAUUACCAACUGGUCAUGGAGGCGCUAUGCGGUGGGGACAAGGCGUACAUGAACCCCAACAAGCUGCGUGAGCGACACAUGGUUUACCGGGAGACCGCGCUGGAGAAGUUCCGCACCACCAAGAAGAUGGGCGGCGCGCUGCUGGCCCAGCGCUACGAGGUGCAGCUGCAGGCGGAGAUCGACGAGAUGCUGGAGAGCUACGUCAAGUUCAACCGCAGCAAGAACUUCUUCAGCCUGAUCCGCACCCCCGCCGCCAUGUUGCUGGUCAUCCUGGUCAUGCACGUGGUCUCCGGCUUUGUCGGCCUGCUGGGCCUCUCCUUCCUCACCACCAUCUUCAACUUUAUCACCGGCAUAGCCAUGCUCGUUCUCAUGAUCUGGUCCUACAUCAAGUACAGCGGGCAGGCAUCCUUGCUGGGCGAGGUCAUCGAUUCCGUCAGCGAAGCUCUCCUCGGAGGGGUUUCCAACGCCAUCAUCAACCGCUACUUCAGCACGCCGCCCGCUGCCCUGCUCACCGGAUUGGCCGCGGCUGCCCGGACUGCCCGCUAGCCGGCUCUGCCACGCUCACACCCACUCACUCACACUCACUCACUCACGCUCACUGUGCCUUCCGAACCAGACUCGCCCAACUGCCACAAGCCAGACGUGGAACCAAGACCACCCCCCCCGUCCCCGGGCCAGCUCCCCCCCCACAACCCCCACAAGAGAAGAGACCCCUCUUCUGUUGAACUAGGGAGGGGGCAAACCGAGAGGGGGGGGGGUUCAGAGAGAGGGGGGGCGGGGAAUAAAACCAAACUUGGACCACGGACAAAACCAAGGUUCUUUUGUCACACGAUGGUACAGUCAAAUAAACUCUAGUUUAGGUUAGAGAUACAGCGCGGAAACAGGCCCUUCGGCCCCACCGGGUCCGUGCCGGCCAGCGAU
This is a messenger RNA of Amblyraja radiata (thorny skate), 2832 nucleotides long. RefSeq names its product atlastin-2-like. NCBI's taxonomy places the organism in Eukaryota, Metazoa, Chordata, Chondrichthyes, Rajiformes, Rajidae. Bases 880 to 2457 code for a protein of 525 amino acids. The record is from RefSeq and is a predicted model, not a curated record. Gene Ontology annotation, molecular function: GTPase activity; GTP binding. The transcript is spliced from 15 exons.